Aureobasidium melanogenum CBS 110374 is the source of this 1263-nucleotide messenger RNA. Its product is annotated as UPF0261 domain-containing protein. NCBI's taxonomy places the organism in Eukaryota, Fungi, Ascomycota, Dothideomycetes, Dothideales, Saccotheciaceae. Bases 1 to 1263 code for a protein of 420 amino acids. The record is from RefSeq and is a predicted model, not a curated record. The transcript has a single exon.
AUGCCACACAUAGUCUUAUUGGGUACGCUGGACACAAAGCUACCCGAGAUACUCCAUCUCCACUCUCGACUGGUCGCUCUGUCUUUACCUGGUACCUCGAUUACUGUAGUUGAUUGCGGUCGUAGCCCCGUCGACCAUCCAGCCAUCAGUAUCUCUCAACAUGAAUUAGUUACGAGGUUCGGCACGAAAGAAGAACGGGACAAGCUGCAAGAUCUACCGCGUGGUGAAAUCAUCAAAUAUAUGAUCCAUUGCGCAACCUCUUGCAUUAGAGAGCUACACCAAAAGCAGCCCAUUCAUGGCGUUAUUAGCGCAGGAGGUAGUGGAGGCACCAGUCUGGCUUCGGCUGUCAUGCGAACUCUACCAAUUGGCCUGCCCAAACUCAUUGCAAGCACGGUCGCUUCUGGAGAUACUGGUCCGAUCGUGGGCGAAACUGAUAUCACCUUGAUGUACUCGGUGGUAGAUAUCGCAGGCGCCAAUGACCUUCUGAAAAACAUACUAAACAAUGCGGCUGCUGCCAUAGCAGGCAUGUCAGCUGCCUACGAACAACAACUUCAACAUCGUCCAGAGCAGGAUCAAGGGAACCAAAAAUUACGAGUUGGCAUCACAAUGUUCGGUGUGACGACUCCUUGCGUCGACAAGAUUCGCGAACAUCUCGAAUCCAACUAUGCAGUCGAGACAUACGUCUUCCAUGCCACUGGACACGGAGGCAAGGCCAUGGAGCGUUUGAUAUCAGAGGGUCGCCUCGAUGCUGUACUAGACCUGACCACAACCGAGAUCUGCGAUUUCCUCAUGGGUGGGAACAUGAGCGCUGGGCCCGACCGUCUCGAAGCAGCCCUCAAAGCAGGCAUUCCAACCGUCAUCUCCCUUGGAGCUACCGACAUGGUCAAUUUUGGGCCAAAAGCAACAGUUCCGGAGAAAUAUCAGCAAAGGAAGCUGUUCGAACAUAAUCCUACAGUAACUCUGAUGCGCACCACUAAAGAUGAGUGCAUAGAUGUUGGCAAAUUCAUAGCGGACAAGAUCAAGCGCUUCGCUGCUAACCCGAAGAUGGUGCAAAUUACCCUACCAAAAGGUGGUGUUAGCAUGAUCGCUACGCCAGGAGGUGCUUUCGAGGACCGCGAUGCAGACGAUGCAUUGAUCGAUACACUGGUCAAUCAACUGCAGGACUCAGGCAUCUCUAUUGUUCACGACGAAAAAGACAUCAACAAUGAAGAAUUUGCUGUGAAGAUCGCCAACGACUUGAUGCAAUUAGCACAAUCAAGAUGA